AAAGAGGGAGAGGGGGAGGAGGGAGGAUCUCCAUCGGUGCCUCGGGCGGCGAAGGGCACUACGCCGGUAUAUAAGGGCCGCGGAGCCGCUGGUUUAUGCAUUCAGUUCGACUCCUUCACACAACGAUGACGACCAAAACUGUGGUCUUGUGUGCCCUUUUGGCAGUCACGGCGACAAUUCCUCGAGGGGUUCUCUCUAACCCAGCAAAAUUAUAUCAGCCUCCUGAUGUAGGCAGUCCUGGAGUUUCUUCUAGUGGGGGAUUUGGAGGUUCCGGUGGUUCUUCGGCGGGUGCUUUUGGGGCGUCUUCUGGUGCACAUGGAGGAUCAGGAAGUGGAGGAUUCGGUGGUUCAUCUGGAGCAGGAUUUGGUGGUUCAUCAACUGCUGGAGGACUUGGCAGCGGUGGCUUCGGAGGUUCAGCUGGUAGCGGUUUUGGUGCCUCCGGAUCUGGAUUUGGAGGCUCAGUAGGAUCUGGUGGGGCUGGCAGUGGAGGCUUCGGAGGUUCAGCAGGAAGUGGUUUUGGUUCCUCAGGAUCUGGAUUUGGAGGCUCUGUAGGAUCUGGUGGUGCUGGAUUUGGAGGUUCUGCAGGAUCUGGUGGGGCUGGCAGUGGAGGCUUCGGAGGCUCAGCAGGAAGUGGUUUUGGUUCCUCAGGAUCUGGAUUUGGAGGCUCUGUAGGAUCUGGUGGUGUUGGAUUUGGAGGUUCUGCAGGAUCUGGUGGGGCUGGCAGUGGAGGCUUCGAAGGCUCAGCAGGAAGUGGUUUUGGUUCCUCAGGAUCUGGAUUUGGAGGCUCUGCAGGAUCUGGUGGUGCUGGAUUUGGAGGUUCUGUAGGAUCUGGUGGGGUUGGCAGUGGAGGCCUCGGAGGUUCAGCAGGAAGUGGUUUUGGUUCAUCAGGAUCUGGAUUUGGAGGUUCCGCAGGAUCUGGUGGUGCUGGCAGUGCAGGCUAUGGUGGUUCAGCAGGUAGUGGUAUUGGUGCCUCAGGAUCUGGUUUUGGAGGUUCCUCAGGAGCUGGAUUUGGAGGUUCUGUAGGAUCUGGUGGGGCUGGCAGUGGAGGCUUCGGAGGUUCAGCAGGAAGUGGUUUUGGUUCCUCAGGAUCUGGUUUUGGAGGUUCCACAGGAUCUGGAUUUGGAGGCUCUGUAGGAUCUGGUGGUGCUGGAUUUGGAGGUUCCGUAGGAUCUGGUGGUGCUGGAUUUGGAGGCUCCGUAGGAUCUGGUGGUGCUGGAUUUGGAGGUUCUGCAGGAUCUGGUGGAGUUGGCAGUGGAGGCUUUGGUGGUUCAGCAGGAAGCGGUUUUGGUGCCUCAGGAUCUGGUGGUUACCAAGGUCCCUCUGCUCCUGUCGUUCCUAUUCUUGCUGAUGAACGUGAUGGUCCACACGCUGAUGGUUCUUACAGCUUCAACUUCGAAACUGGUGAUGGCAUCAGCCGUCAAGAACAAGGAUAUCCACAGGGUGAAACUGGAGCUGUGGCACAGCAAGGUGCAUGGUCAUUCACUUUCCCAGAUGGUACCCCAGCUAACUUCCAGUUUGUUGCCGAUGGAUCUGGUUUCCGUGUAGAAUCAGACCUUCUGCCAACUCCUCCUCCUCUUCCACCUCAUGCCAUCGCUCAGAUUGAGAAAGCAGCUCUUGAGGAUGCUGCUGCCAGUGCUGCUGGAGCUCAGGGAGCUUACAGUGGAGGUUCCCAAUCUGGCUCCGGUGCCGGCUUAGGCUCUGGAGCAGGAUUUGGUUCUGGAGCAGGAUUUGGUUCUGGAGCAGGAUUUGGCUCUGGUGCUGGCUCAGGAUCUGGAGCAGGAUUUGGCUCUGGUGCCGGCUCAGGAUCUGGAGCAGGAUUUGGCUCUGGUGCCAGCUUAGGCGCUGGUGCCGGCUUAGGCUCUGGAGCAGGAUUUGGCUCUGGUGCCAGCUUAGGUUCUGGAGCAGGAUUUGGCUCUGGCGCUGGCUUAGGCUCUGGAGCAGGAUUUGGUUCUGGUGCCGGCUUAGGCUCUGGAGCAGGAUUUGGCUCUGGUGCCGGCCUAGGCUCUGGAGCAGGCUUUGGCUCAGGAUCUCAGGGAUCUGGUGCUGGAUUUGGCUCUGGAUCAGGAUCUCAAUUUGGCGGCCCCGUAUCAGUUCCAGCACCGCAAACUCCAGGCAGAACCUACGGUUUACCUUGAACAGACUCAAGAAUCUUCUCAGCACGACCCACCUGAUGUGUGAUGUUCCACUCUAUCAAAAGGAUACAUCAUUCACUAUGCAUAAGAUUACUUGUUCAGAAGAUGCAUAUAACUAACCGAUUAUUGUCAUCAUAUGACACUGGCGAUUGUUAUAUUAUGUAUUACUGACUGAAUCACUUCACUGUAUCACAGGGACCACUGAAUUUCUCAGUGCUUUCUUGUCUAGACAUUCACUUAGGUAAAGGUGCUGUUAUUGACUCCACACAGGUGACAAAAAUACGCUUAGUAGUUGUAGUUACUGUUAAUGAUGAAAUAUAAUUUUUGUUAAAA
Macrobrachium nipponense is the source of this 2465-nucleotide messenger RNA. RefSeq lists its product as uncharacterized. The coding region runs from base 96 to 2135 and encodes 679 amino acids. Gene Ontology annotation, molecular function: structural constituent of chitin-based larval cuticle. Lineage: Eukaryota; Metazoa; Arthropoda; Malacostraca; Decapoda; Palaemonidae. The record is from RefSeq and is a predicted model, not a curated record. The transcript is spliced from 3 exons. Gene Ontology annotation, cellular component: chitin-based extracellular matrix.